This is a messenger RNA of Striga asiatica, 915 nucleotides long. The record is from the annotation of a GenBank genome assembly. Lineage: Eukaryota; Viridiplantae; Streptophyta; Magnoliopsida; Lamiales; Orobanchaceae.
AAAGAAACACAGUGUAACUCGAGCAAGACCGACAGAUUCAGCAAACGAAACACAAAUUUAUGGCCGUCAGAUGCACUUGGAAGGCCGAUCUUUUCAACUCCCUUAUAUAUACGCAAGCGCCUACAACUAGGCCAAACUUUAUCGUCGCUCAUCAGAGGAGAGUUUAUAGAGAGAGAAAGUAAGAGAGCUUCGUUAGAGUAAGAGAUGGCCCGUACCAAGCAAACCGCUCGUAAGUCCACUGGAGGAAAGGCUCCUAGGAAGCAACUUGCUACUAAGGCUGCCCGUAAGUCUGCACCAACCACAGGUGGAGUGAAGAAGCCUCAUCGUUACAGGCCUGGUACUGUUGCUCUUCGUGAAAUUCGCAAGUACCAGAAGAGCACUGAGCUCCUGAUCAGGAAACUGCCUUUCCAGAGGCUUGUUCGUGAAAUUGCCCAGGACUUCAAGACUGAUCUCCGUUUCCAGAGCCAUGCUGUUUUGGCACUUCAGGAGGCUGCUGAGGCUUACCUUGUGGGUCUCUUUGAGGAUACCAACUUGUGUGCCAUCCAUGCCAAGCGUGUCACCAUAAUGCCUAAGGAUAUCCAGCUGGCUCGCAGGAUCAGGGGCGAGCGUGCUUAAGCAUGCCUGGGUGUUAUAUUGGUGGAUUUUUACUCUGUCGUAGAUAUUAAAACUCUAGUAUUAGUGUUUGUGGUUGCCAGGACCUUUGAUUUCAGAUUCUGUUAGUGUGCUAUUUUGAGGUUUAUGGGUAAUAUUUUGGAUGGGAAGAACAAUGAACCCUUGAUGUGUUUUGUCUUGUGAAUGCUUCGUUAAGUUUCCGUUUGGAUAAUUGUUGAAAGGAUUCUGGUUUGUUUCUAGCUAUAUACUAGUUUGGUUUUAUUAUAUGGUUUUAUUGCUUCAUUUACUUUAAGAAGAUGGUAG